AUAUCAUCACAACUGCUUCUCUGCUACACCAAAAUAUCCUACGAAUUUGAAAAAUCUUUAAUAUUCAUUUUCGAAGGUGCAGAAGAUACUUCUAAUCAUCAACAUCACUCUGAUUUUUCACAUUGAAUUAUUGUGUGAAUUCAAAUUUUGACUAGCCUAGUCCACCACCUACUAGUAAUAACGAUCUACCUAGUAGCAAGUGUAUACUUUCGGUUAUAACCUCAAGACUACCAACCUCCUCUUGCAGAAACACAACAGUAUAUUGUUGACUCCAUCUUCUGUCUAGACUUUUUUGCACAUCCCUAACUAUUUAUUCAAUAUUUAAACAACAACAACAACAUGAUGACUAUGACUACAACUUCUCCACUGAUGGUCUCAUCAACAACUGCUAGUAAUUCAACAACGACGCCAACGUCUGUAUCACGUGCAAAAGACAUUUCUACAAUACCAACAACAACAAACGAUGAUGAUAGCCUGCUGUCCAAAAGUCUGGGACACUACAAUCCUGCACAAGGAACAAAUAUGCCUCGUGGAUCUUACCAUGAUAUUAAAUCUAGAUAUUUCAUGUCAUUGAAUCUGUCCUCACCACAUAACACCACUCCCAAAACUCCUCCACAACAAACAUCUCCAUCCCUCCCAAAUUCAUCUGGUGUCAUGAAUACAUCUGGUUCCCUCCUCACUAACAAUAUCAAUAGAACCCAAAGAACGAGUAGCUUAUCCUCCCAAAUUACCAGACAAACUUCUCCUGGACAAAAACCUGAAUCCAGAGAAAGAAGACAAACUUCCUAUGAUUUCAACAGACACUCAGAGGCUAUUCCAAUUCCUAGCAAAAUGGCUGUACCAGUAGCUGCUGAAAGUCUAAUGUAUAAUAAUAAUGGAACCUAUGACCCAUCAGUAGUUCCUAGUUUAAUGACUGAUGAUUCAAUGCCAAUGAUGUUCGAUGGUGAUUUUAGUUUUACUGAUAGUAGCGAGAGUGGUAGUAUUGAUUUGUCACCUUUUUUCACUUCAAACACUCAAUCCAAUACUUCGUCCGUUGCUUCUUCCAAACAAAUUGCUAAACCAGGCAAAUCCAAUAUGAAAGGAAGUGCCUUGAAUCCAAAUACUACCAAGAAGAGCGUCUCUAUUAAGAUAGAGACAACAACUUCUGCAGUUAAGGAUUCAUCAGUUUCUUCAACGGAUUCUUCAGAAUCCUCAGAAGAAAGAUCCCCUCUCACGCCAAAUAGAACUAUCAUUCCACCUCACUUAAUGAACAACCGUUCAGAUUUCUCAUUGUACAGACAACAACAAAAAUAUAAUACUAAAGUUUAUAAAAUAUAAAUAAACAGAGAAAAAGAUAAAUAAUGAUUCU
Messenger RNA from Naegleria gruberi, 1348 nucleotides. RefSeq lists its product as uncharacterized. NCBI's taxonomy places the organism in Eukaryota, Heterolobosea, Eutetramitea, Acrasida, Naegleriidae. Bases 340 to 1317 code for a protein of 325 amino acids. The record is from RefSeq and is a predicted model, not a curated record. The transcript has a single exon.